UGAGCAUUGCUUUCACUCAGAGAUUUCAAGAGUUCACAACUUUCUAGUUGAUAAUUUAUGAAAGUAAAAGGAAAUCAGCACCUUAUGUAGGUUUUGCGUUUUUUGCAUAAACAAUUCUGAAUCUCUCUGAAAGAAUCAAUGAGCAUCUAAGCUUUCCCUUUUUAGCUUCUCUUCCCUGUUUAAAUAUUAAUAGACAAGAGGCUGACCUUCACUCCUGCUGCUGAGUCAUGGAAGCUGAAAAGAGGAAUCAAUGCAUCUUUGUGCUAAUGAUUAACUGGUCACAGAUUGGAAAUUCGUCAGCUCAAUUUUCACACUGCCAGAUGCUUAAUUUAAUAUUUUCAGUGUCAGAAUUAUUUCAGUUAGAACCUCAAUGUAGUAAGCAACUUCAAGCAUUUUUAAAGCAGUUGUUUAAAAAUGUUGUUGAACGGGAAACUACAAUUCCAGCUUUACAAACAUCGUUAGUCCAGUCCAGCUACACUUCGGCACUUCUGAUGAAGUCAGUGGGGCUACUCUGGCUCAAAGCUGAGCAUAUAGAUAUGGAUAUGGUGGAUGGGUACAGCUGGAUCAUCACUGCAAGGGACAGGCAAAGAUGAUGAAGGAUGGAAAGGUUUUUAGAGUUAUUCAAGAGAACUGCUGGGAUCCAGAAGUACGGAUUAAAGAGAUGGACCAGUCAGGAGUCACCGUCCAAGUCCUGUCCACAGUCCCUGUAAUGUUCAGCUACUGGGCCAAACCUCAGGAUACUUUAGAUCUUGCCCAGAUAUUAAAUAAUGACUUAGCUGCUACAGUAAAGAAGUACCCCAAGAGGUUUAUUGGGCUGGGCACGUUACCUCUGCAAGCUCCAGAGCUGGCUGUGAAGGAAAUGCAUCGCUGUGUGAAUGAACUUGGAUUUCCUGGAGUGCAGAUUGGAUCUCAUGUCAAUGACUGGGACCUGAAUGCCCCAGAGCUGUACCAUGUUUAUGCUGCUGCUGAGAAAUUAAAUUGCUGUCUCUUUGUGCAUCCCUGGGACAUGCCUACAGAUGGGAGGAUGUCCAAAUAUUGGUUUCCCUGGCUAAUAGGCAUGCCAACAGAAACAACCGUGGCCAUUUGCUCCAUGAUUAUGGGAGGAAUUUUUGAAAAAUUCCCUAAGCUGAAAGUUUGCUUUGCACAUGGAGGUGGAGCUUUUCCAUACACGGUGGGUCGAAUCUCCCAUGGAUUCAACGUGCGCCCUGAUUUGUGUGCCAUGGAUAAUAAGGUGGAUCCAAGAAAAUACCUUGGCUCAUUUUACACAGACAGUCUUGUCCACGACCAUGGGGCACUAAGGCUGCUAACAAGUGUAAUAGGAGAGGACAAAGUUAUUUUGGGGACAGAUUACCCUUUUCCACUUGGGGAACUGGAACCUGGAAAAUUGAUUGAUUCAAUGGAUGAUUUUGACUAUAAACUGAAGGAUAAACUCAAGGCUGGAAAUGCUCUGGAAUUUUUGGGUCUUAGCAGAAAACAAUUUGAAUAAUGAUGAAGUACUAAGGUGGCUAAACCUUGGAAAUAAUAGCCUUGCAUUUAUAUUGGUACGUGCAAUUGUGCUCAUGAAAAAUAAAAUUGCCAAUUAUCUGACAGUUUCCUGUUAUUUCCAAAGCAAAAGCAAGGUUACUGGAAAUGAGUAUGCUCAGGUAUUGCCUGAGGAUUUAGGUUGUUUUUAAACAAUUCUAAAAUCUCCGCUUUCAUUACAUAGGAGAGAUUUCAUCUUUUGCAGUUUUAAGAAUCUCUGAAUUAUAAUCAAUGCCAAGUUAUUAGGACUUGAUUCCCAAGAAGGAAAGAGCUGAGAAAAUGAUGUACUCACUACAUUUCUUUGUUAUGACAGCCAAACAGAAUUUGAAGGAAUAUUAAAACAGAAUUUAAACAAUGUUGAUGCCCAAUAAAAGGCAACAUUUGCUUUUAUCCACUGGUGGAAAAUGCAGCCCACCACACUCAGCUCAGCACUGCAGGUGCACUCGUGCUUUGUCAAUGUUGUGACAGGAUGGAAAAGGUCUGUGUGGGGACUUUCCAUAUUCGCUGCCACCUACAGCACUGGGAACUUACUCAUCAGAAACAAUUUGAACAAUAUGGUUGUAGGUGCAGAAGUAAUGUAUUUGUGUGGGUAAUAGUUGGUGUGUCACUGUCACUGUCACAAUAAAUACUAGUGUUUGGCAACA
This is a messenger RNA of Taeniopygia guttata (zebra finch), 2165 nucleotides long. It is a transcript of the gene ACMSD, whose product is annotated as aminocarboxymuconate semialdehyde decarboxylase. The record is from RefSeq and is a predicted model, not a curated record. Gene Ontology annotation, molecular function: carboxy-lyase activity; hydrolase activity. Gene Ontology annotation, cellular component: cytoplasm; cytosol. Gene Ontology annotation, biological process: secondary metabolic process. NCBI's taxonomy places the organism in Eukaryota, Metazoa, Chordata, Aves, Passeriformes, Estrildidae.